Messenger RNA from Equus caballus (horse), 939 nucleotides. NCBI's taxonomy places the organism in Eukaryota, Metazoa, Chordata, Mammalia, Perissodactyla, Equidae. The record is from RefSeq and is a predicted model, not a curated record.
AUGAAAAAUUAUACAGCACUAACAACAUUCAUCCUGGUGGGACUAACAGAUGAUCCAAACCUACAGAUUCUGCUGUUUAUCUUUUUGUUUCUAACCUACUUGUUGAGUGUUGUCGGGAACCUGACCAUCAUCACGCUCACCUUGGUGGAUUCCCACCUUAAAACGCCCAUGUAUUUUUUCCUCCGGAAUUUCUCCAUCUUAGAAGUGUCAUUUACAACUGUCUGCAUUCCCAGAUUCCUCUACAUAAUUGCAUCCGGGGACAAUACUGUUACCUACAAUGCUUGUGAGGCUCAAUUAUUUUUUGUUAUCAUCCUGGGUGUGACUGAGUUUUUUCUCCUGACAGCCAUGUCCUACGACCGUUACGUGGCCAUCUGCAAACCCCUGCAUUACAUGACCAUCAUGAACAACAGAGUCUGCAUCAAGUUCCUUAUCGGUUGUUAUAUGUUAGCUCUGAUCAUCAUCCUCCCACCGUACAUCAUGGGCUUGGAGCUUAAGUUUUGUGACUCCAAUGUCAUAGAUCACUUUGGCUGUGAUGCUGCUCCCAUCCUGAAGAUUGCCUGCUCGGACACGGAGUUCAUAGAGCGAGUUGUCUUGGUCCUGGCUGGGUUGACGCUCUUUUUCACCUUGGUGUGUGUAAUUAUGUCCUACACGUACAUCAUCAGGACCAUUCUCAGAUUUCCUUCUGUGCAGCAAAGGAAAAAGGCUUUUCCGACAUGUUCUUCCCACCUAAUUGUGGUUUCUAUCACUUACGGAAGCUGCAUCUUCAUCUAUAUCAAACCGCAUGCAAAAGAAGGGCUUGCUGUGAAUAAGGUGGUGUCAGUGCUCACCACCUCAGUUGCGCCAGUUAUGAACCCCUUCAUUUAUACUCUGAGGAACAAGCAAGUGGUACAAGCUUUCAAAGACAUGAACAAAAGGGUUGCAUCUAUCUCAAAGAACUAG